Molecule: messenger RNA, 2910 nt
Organism: Toxotes jaculatrix (banded archerfish)
Lineage: Eukaryota; Metazoa; Chordata; Actinopteri; Toxotidae
Product: choline transporter-like protein 5-A
Exons: 22
Coding region: 27-2321 (764 amino acids)
Biological process (GO): transmembrane transport
Cellular component (GO): membrane
Molecular function (GO): transmembrane transporter activity
Source: RefSeq, a predicted model, not a curated record
UUUGUCCGCUGACGGCUCCGCGCGCCAUGGCGUCUCACCGGUACACCCCGGGCACCUCGAGCGCCGCCGUUCACAGCGAGACAGCCGCCGCUGGAGCCGCAAAACCGGCCCCCUACUACGGAGAACCACAUAAGUUUGAUCCUUCCUUCAGAGGUCCAGUCAGCAGAAGAAGCUGCACUGAUGUCUUAUGUUGUUUGAUCUUCAUCAUUGUCAUCCUCUCAUAUCUGGCCCUGGGGAUAGUGGCCUGGAUACACGGGGACCCCAGGAAGGUGCUCCAUCCAACAGACAGCUAUGGCCAGUUCUGUGGUCAGAAGGGAACUCCCAAUGCAAAGAAGCCCAUCCUCUUCUAUUUUAACAUCUUAAAAUGUGCCAACCCGGCCAUACUCAUCAACCUACAGUGCCCCACAACUCAGAUGUGUGUGUCACAGUGCCCAGACAAGUUUGCCACCUACUCAGAGAUGCAGCUGCAACACAAACUCAACAGGAGUUACUGGGAAUAUUAUAAACAAUUCUGUAAGCCUGGAUUUAAUAACCCUGACAAGCCAGUAUCUCAGGUUCUACGAGAUGAGGACUGUCCCUCCAUGAUCAUACCCAGUCGACCAUUUCUCCAGAGGUGUCUUCCAGACUUCAUCACUCUGAAUGGGACGGUGACCGUAGCUAACAGAACCAGGUUUAAAGAUGCACUGGAAAUGCCGCGCAGUGUCACUGAGCUCCAACACGCUGCCAAAGGUAUAACAGGACUGGUGGACACUAAGGAGAUGGGCAUGAAGAUAAUGGAAGAUUAUGCCAAGUCAUGGGCCUGGAUACUCAUAGGUCUGCUGAUAUCCUUGGCUGUUAGUCUGGUCUUCAUCCUGCUGCUGAGGUUCACAGCUGGGUUGCUGCUGUGGGCUACCAUCAUCACCGUCAUACUGCUGCUGGCAUAUGGUAUGUGGUACUGCUCCAUGGAGUGGUCCCAGCUCAGACACAGACCAGGCUCCGAUGUUGCCAUCGUAGAAGUGGGCAUGCAAACCGACCUACAGGUCUAUCUACAGCUCAGACAGACAUGGAUCAUAUUGUUGGCGUCUCUGGGAGUGGCCGAAGCGACCAUCUUGGCGAUGUUGAUCUUCUUAAGGAGAAGAGUCCUCGUGGCCAUCGCCCUGCUCAGAGAGGCUAGCAAAGCCAUUGGUCACAUCAUGUCCACGCUGUUCUUUCCCAUCGUCACCUUUCUCUUGUUGACUGUUUGCAUCUCCUACUGCGCGGUUACUGCUGUUUACCUGGCAUCCUCAGGGGAAGCCAUCUACAAAGUGAUGUCUCCUGAUGUGAGCUGCCCCUAUGCCAACAGCACCUGCAGUCCUGAGACCUUCAACAGAUCCGGCGUCUCCAGAUCGCCGUUGUGUCUGGGUUCUCAGUGUCUGUUUGCCUUCUAUGGAGGGGAGACGCCCUACUACCGCUACCUCUUCCUGCUGCAGCUGUCCAACCUACUGGUCUUCUUCUGGCUGGUCAACUUCAGCUUGGCCCUGGAGCAGUGCACCCUGGCCGGGGCGUUUGCUAGCUACUACUGGGCCAAGAGGAAGCCUCAGGACAUCCCACCAUGUCCACUCUUUUCAUCAUUCAGCAGAGCUAUCAGGUAUCACACAGGGUCUCUGGCAUUUGGAGCUUUGAUUCUUUCAGUUGUCCAGCUUCUGCGGGUCAUACUGGAAUACCUGGAGCAGAAACUAAAAGGUCUUGACAAUAGCCUGUCCAGGUUCAUAAUGUGCUGUCUAAAAUGCUGUUUCUGGUGUUUGGAGAAAUUCAUUCGCUACAUGAACCAUAAUGCGUAUAUCAUGGUGGCGAUCUAUGGGAAGAACUUCUGUACCUCAGCCAGAGAAGCCUUCUUCCUGCUAAUGAGAAAUGUGGUCAGGGUUGCAGUCCUGGAUCGAGUAACAGACUUUCUGUUGUUUCUGGGCAAAGUGGUGAUAGCAGGAGGAGUAGGUGUGUUAGCCUUCCUCUUCUUCACUAGGAAGAUCCCUGUUAUCCAGGAGGAAGUGCCAAAUCUCAACUACUACUGGGUUCCCCUACUGACUGUGGUGAUAGGCGCCUACCUGAUUGCACAUGGCUUCUUCAGUGUCUAUGCCAUGUGUGUCGACACGCUCUUCCUCUGUUUCUUGCUGGACCAGGAGAUGAACAAUGGCUCACUGGCUCGUCCUUAUCACAUCACCAGCUCCCUCAGGAAGACCAUUUGUAGACGUCUAAGGAAAGACAUGAACAGAAAAAGACAUAAAGCCAAAAGAAAAACUCCUGCCUCUAAAAGAAGCUUUAAUCAUUUUUUUAAUAAUACUUUUUUAUGUGCAUCACAUUCGUAAAUAUUCAUUAUCAGACACUUAACAAGUAUAAUCCCACACUUACUUUCUUUACAUAUGGGCAUGUAAAUACUGUUUCAAGACAGACUUUUAAAAAAUGUGAACUGGUCCUUUAAAAACUCCUAAGCCUCAAUAAUUAAAUAGUGAAGCAGACACAUCUGCAUUUCUCAUACCCAAACAAUAAAACGGGUGGUUUAUAUAUUGUCUUGCUGAAUGAGGUAUACUUCAUACGUCUCUGAGGGGAUGGUGGCUUCAGUUAUGAUAUUGUGCUUUCUAAUUCAACCAAUAACCCGAUUUAAAUUAUUAUUUUUAUAACCCCAUUAACUGAAAAUGGCAUAGAGGGAAAGCAGAUUAGUUCAUAAAUUACUUCAUAAAUUCGUGUCCUCAGCUUCUUCCCUUUCCUGUAGUUCUGUUCUUUCUCUCUUAUCUUCUGCUGUCGCUCUUUACAGGUUCAUCUGCCCUUGGAUCUGAGGAGGCUGGAUCUGCUGCCGUGGGCCAUCUACUGCCCCCAUUACUAGUCUCAUUAACUAUUAUUAUUAGUCUGACUAUCAUUAGUUUUUCAACUGUUAUUGUUUGUAUUAUUAUUAGUCCU